Messenger RNA from Diaporthe citri, 612 nucleotides. RefSeq lists its product as uncharacterized. The transcript is spliced from 3 exons. Gene Ontology annotation, cellular component: endoplasmic reticulum; endoplasmic reticulum-Golgi intermediate compartment; COPII-coated ER to Golgi transport vesicle. The coding region runs from base 1 to 612 and encodes 203 amino acids. Gene Ontology annotation, biological process: endoplasmic reticulum to Golgi vesicle-mediated transport; intracellular protein transport; Golgi organization. The record is from RefSeq and is a predicted model, not a curated record. Lineage: Eukaryota; Fungi; Ascomycota; Sordariomycetes; Diaporthales; Diaporthaceae.
AUGCAGUUCCUCUCAGCAUCGUCGCUGCUGUUGGCAGCCGGGCUCUUCACUUCGGCAGUAGCACACAACAUCCAGCUGCCAGCCCACGGCCGGGAGUGCUUCCAUGAGGUCCUCCACAAGGAUGACAAGAUGACCGUGUCCUUUCAGGUUGGGGACAGGGAAUUCGGCGGCGCAGGAAAUCUGGAGAUCGACUUCUGGAUCACAAACCCAGUUGGCCAGUACGAAGUCUUCGAGAAGUCCACCUCCAACGGCGACCACUCCUUCGAUGCCAAGCACGACGGCAAAUACCUCUACUGCUUUGGCAACGAGCACUGGGGUUCGUCCAGCAAGGAGGUCUCCUUCAAUGUCCACGGCGUUGUCUACGUUUCCGAAUCGGACACGCCUCAGGAUCCCCUCGAGGCUGAAGUGCGCAAACUGUCGGAGAUCCUCGCCCAGGUCAAGGACGAGCAGUCGUACAUUGUCGUCCGAGAGCGCACCCACCGAAACACUGCCGAGAGCACAAACAGCCGGGUCAAGUGGUGGAACGUCUUCAUCAUUGGCGUGGUCAUCGGCGAGUCUGUGUUCCAGGUCUGGUGGCUGAGGAGGUUCUUCGAAGUCAAGAGGGUCGUCUAG